AUGGCUUCCAGAAGCAUGAACAUCAAACAUCAUCACAGCCUCUUCUCAUCACGGACCUCAGCUCAUUUCCUACAAAUCAUCCUGGACGGAGAGCCUCGCACUCUGAACCACGGCACAGACAACGCAACGUCCGGUGUGGCUUCGGGUCACUUCCGGCUCCGUCCUUCGCUCCGUCGCCAAUGUCAAUGCGCAUGUUGGGCCCUGUGGGCGGAGGACGAAGUGUACGCAGGACCGAGUACACUGUACUCGGUCCUCCGUACACAGGAUAACGUCGAAGCGCCCGUCGUGGGACAUCAAGAUAAAGUCACCCCAACGGCCGCAGAACAAACCUUACCUUGCAACAUGCAGCACUAUCUUACCGAGCAACUAAUUACACCACCAACCCCGAUCCUGGCUUAUUUUAGCACACUACCUAUGCAGACUCGACGCCACGUCUUUUCGGCUACUUUCUUCCAUCUGCCUCCAAGCCUUCGAGAACAAGCUUCGAGAAUGAACUUUGCGUGUUCUAUUGUUCCUGAGACAGCGGCGUCAGAUGGUCUCAUCCAGAAACCUUCAUCUGCACCGCAGGCAAAACGUACAACGUACAACGUACAGAAGAAGCGCAGCUGA
Sodiomyces alkalinus F11 is the source of this 609-nucleotide messenger RNA. RefSeq lists its product as hypothetical. The record is from RefSeq and is a predicted model, not a curated record. The transcript is spliced from 5 exons. The coding region runs from base 1 to 609 and encodes 202 amino acids. Lineage: Eukaryota; Fungi; Ascomycota; Sordariomycetes; Glomerellales; Plectosphaerellaceae.